Molecule: messenger RNA, 1489 nt
Organism: Lampris incognitus (smalleye Pacific opah)
Lineage: Eukaryota; Metazoa; Chordata; Actinopteri; Lampriformes; Lampridae
Gene: cd79a
Product: CD79a molecule, immunoglobulin-associated alpha
Exons: 5
Coding region: 379-1071 (230 amino acids)
Biological process (GO): B cell receptor signaling pathway; B cell differentiation
Cellular component (GO): external side of plasma membrane; B cell receptor complex
Source: RefSeq, a predicted model, not a curated record
ACAAGGCACGCACCGAUUUUGAGGCAUGGCUCGGGUUGACACCGACUACAGACUGGACUAAAGGUGAGGCGUAAGUCAAGCUUAUUGUGCCGUGGAUCACGUUUUCCCUCCUUUUUAUCUCGUCUUAAAGCCCAAGAAAUGUGGCCCGCGGGUAUGUUUAGUGCAGGGGAGUGUUCUGCAAUAAGAACACCAUCAGUCUUAUGCAAACUGCCGGCUGCCCGGGAUUGUUCAAGCGUGCAUCCUGGCACACAGGAAACAAAAGGCACGACUGUGUCGGCGCAGCAACAGUCCUGCGCCGCCGCUGUGGGGGGAAAAGAGCAUCACCUUAUCACUGUUUAGUGUUCAUCUUUAUGCCAGGAUUGGAGAUCCAAGAAGAGCAUGAUGACGAUCAAAAUCCUGGUCUUUUGCAGCUUUGUCAUGUUUGCCCUGGGCAGCAGUGUUCAGGUGACCCUAGAGGCAGACCGGCCCUCUCUCAGGGUGCAGGUUUUUCACAAGGCUGUCUUGGAGUGCUGCUUCUCCGCCAGCGGGGGCGCAGUGGACAUCACCUGGAUCAAAGUCGUUCAGCUCAAGAACGGAACCAGAACAGGGUAUCUGAACAUGUCUGACAACCGUAUCACUGCAGAGAAGAACAUGAUAUCUGGUGAGACCUGGUGCGGCAUCCUCACAAUAACGGAGGUGCAGUUCAGUGACACGGGGUUCUACCAGUGUUCUCUCAACCACACUGAACUUAAACCCCCAGUCUCCACCCAUGGCACCUUCCUGCAGAUCUACAAGCCAAUACCUAAGACUCUGAACUUACGGGAAAACACCAAGAACAGGAUCCUAGUGGCCGAGGGAAUCUUACUCAUGCUAUGUCUGCUCCUGCCUGGGGCCACCCUGCUCUACAAGUCGAAGAAACUAAAUGAACUGGAGAACAAAAAGAAGCAAAAGGAAGAGGAAAACAUAUAUGAGGGAUUAAACUUGGAGGACUGUUCCCCCGCAUAUGAUCGGAUCGAGCGUACUCCAUUGCAGGACCUCUACCAAGAUGUGGGUAACUGUGCGGACGAAGAGAUCCAACUGGAAAAACCUUGAAGGGAAGGGGUAAUUUGGCAAGGAGAUUAAGAGGGGGGGGGGGUCGAGUGGUUUUAGAGCUCAGUUUAGACCAGGCCGUAUAGGAGAUGGCUGCCGGCUUUAAGAACAUUAUGCUACAGUUGUGCCGAGAAGAUGCUGUAGCGUCCAGAAGAUAACAUUUUGUCUGAUGGGAUUUCCACAGGAAUCAGGAUUAUCCACUUAACCACCAGCACAAACACACACAUACAUACACACACACACAAAUAUAUUUACACACUUUUCAGUUUGAAUCUAGGGCUCCUUUCUUCACGGCCAUGUUUUUUUGUUUUUUUUUUAUCUAGCAGCAAAUCAUUUGACUUGUUUUCAUUUGUCAGGGAACAAUCUGUAUAUUCAUAACUGCUGUGCUUUAAAUAAAUCGUGUCUCUGCAACGUUCUCCCU